ACAUGGCGGAGGGGGGCCGCGUCCCUCUCGCCGGGGCUAUAUAGAGCCCCGAGCGGUAGGAACAUGCUCACUUUUGAGGGCGAGGUGCUGAGCUUCGGCCCGGCCGCGAGGCGAAAAGGGGCAGGUAGGCAGGCGGGCGUAGGGCGGGAGGCGCGCGGCUCAGGAGCCCCUCAGCUAGGAAGGUGGCCGCGGAGCGCCCCUUUGCUCUCUUGAGAGAGAGACGGACAGGAGGCAGCGGCCGCCCGCAGCCGAGCCCGCUCAAGCGCCCGAGGGGUCUGCGCGCAAACUUGUGCCCGCGGCUGGUUCCACUUGGCGGCCUCCCGGCUGGCUUUAACUCUCCCUGCGAGUCAGAGCGGGCGUUCGGGUCUGCCCUUCCUGCUCGCCUCGGCUGCCUCCCUUCGCUCCCCCUUCCCUGCCCGCAGCCGCCCAGGGUUUCUGGGCACCGGGGAGCAGGAAGCGGCGAACGAAAUCCCAGCCAGGUGCCGGCAGGCGGGGAAAGAGGCUUGGCCGCCGGCUAGUGGUGCCUGUUGCCUUCCUCGUUCUUCCGAGCGGGCGCUCCCUUCGCCUCGGGACUGCGCUCCACGCCAGCCGAACGGGGCAGCCGCAGCCAUGAACAUCAUCUUGGAGUUCUUCGUGGUCACCUUCAAGGUCCUCUGGGCGUUCGUGGUAGCUGCGGCCAAGUGGCUCAUGCGCCCCAAGGAGAAGAGCGUGGCGGGCCAGGUGUGCCUCAUCACCGGCGCCGGUAGCGGGCUGGGCCGCCUCUUCGCCCUGGAGUUCGCCCGCCGUCGGGCGCGCCUGGUGCUGUGGGACAUCAACACGCAGAGCAACGAAGAGACGGCGGGCAUGGUGCGCCACAUCUACCAAGAGCUCGCGGAGGAAGCCGUGGUGGCCGCUCAGAAAGCUGGGCAUGGAGAAGAAGAAGUGCUACCUCACUACAACCUGCAGGUCCAUACGUACACUUGUGAUGUGAGCAAAAGAGAAAAUGUUUACAUGACUGCUGAGAGAGUCCGCAAAGAAGUGGGUGAAGUCUCAGUCCUGGUUAAUAAUGCUGGUGUGGUCUCUGGCCAUCAUCUCUUGGAAUGUCCUGAUGAGUUGAUUGAGAGGACCAUGAUGGUGAACUGCCAUGCACACUUUUGGACUACUAAAGCAUUCCUUCCAAAAAUGCUAGAAUUGAAUCAUGGACAUAUUGUGACAGUUGCAAGUUCCCUUGGCCUGUUCAGUACUGCAGGAGUGGAGGAUUAUUGUGCCAGUAAAUUUGGAGCUGUGGGUUUUCAUGAAUCUCUAAGCCAUGAACUGAAGGCAGCUGAAAAGGAUGGUAUUAAAACAACACUGGUCUGCCCUUACCUUGUAGACACUGGAAUGUUCAGAGGCUGCAGAAUUAGAAAAGAAAUUGAGCCAUUCCUUCCACCUUUGAAACCAGACUACUGUGUAAAGCAAGCUAUGAGAGCUAUACUUACUGACCAACCUAUGAUCUGUACGCCUCGCUUGAUGUAUAUGGUCACUUUCAUGAAAAGCAUCCUGCCUUUUGAAGCCGUCGUGUGUAUGUACCGAUUCUUGGGAGCAGACAAGUGUAUGUACCCUUUCAUUGCUCAACGCAAACAGGCCACAAAUAACAAUGAAGCAAAAAAUGGGAUUUAACCUUUUACUACGGACUGGCAUUUGUAGCAGAAUUACGAUCAAAACAUACAACUGAAUUGUGAAGUGCACUUGCAUUUAGCUGAUGCAAUCAUUAAAACCUUUUACUGUGGCAUUCUCUUGGAUCUUUUACCUGUAUAGUGGGCAGAAAAACCAAUGUUUUUACAUACUGUAUAUAAAGUAACUCAAGUUCUUGAAAACCGCAACAGGAAAAGUAAAUUUUAAAAUAUAGUGGUUACCUUUGUCCUUUCAGAUUUUUUGCUAAAUGUACAGUAACAUUAGUCAUGAUACUAUUUCGUAGAAAUAAACCUUUGUAAGAAUUCCUCCCGAGAUGAUAAUUCAAUUUCACAAACUGUUUUAAUUUUUCGGUGGUGUUAAAUUAUGUAGCAGUUCCUACGGAUGAUUGCUUAAAUUACAUUAGUUUAACAUUGCAGUGUUCCAGAGGGGAUCACCCAAAGUAUGUGCUAAACUGUAAGGGAAAUUCUCCAAGGUAGCAUCUGCAUGUAUUGAUCCUAAAUAUCUCCUAAUUCAAAAGUAACAUUGAUAUUUCAGAAACCUUUUAGAGCAAAAGUGCAAUUCAUUUCUUCCCACUACAAUUCAAAAAUUCCAGUGUUUUUCAAGCUGUCAGAUUGAGGUUUGGGAUGGCAGUCCAAUCCUAUGUGUGCUUACUUGAAGUAAAUUCCUUUGGAUCAACAGAUUUUGCUGUCAAGUACAUAUGCAUAAGAUCACAAUUUAAAAUAAAAGGAUAUUUAAAAGUUCUUCCCCCCCUCCCGCCUCAUUCACCCUCCAGCACUGUGUACUACAUUUUGUUACCUAAACUGUGGCCUAAAAUUCAACGCAAUUAAACUAGGAGAAGAACAAUUGCAAACCAUUUUUGUGCCAACUAAUUGUACAGCUAAAACAAUGCUGAAAGCAACUUGAAUGUUGGAGGAUGGAAAGGUGUAAAAACUUUUUUUUAAAAAAAUGUAUUCACAUUGUAGAACAGGAAGACAUUUUUACAAUUUUUUUUGUAAAAAGAAUUUUGUGCCUUCAAAUUGGUAAUCUGUAUUAGUAGAAUAUUGUAAAGGUGAACUACCUCUAUAUCUAAAUGUAUACCAUCCACUUGUAAAUUACUAUAAAAUGAAUCCUGUGAUGACUUUUUUUAGAAUGUCAUGUUAAAUAGUGACCAACCUUUGUGGUGAUUAAAGUGAGCCACCUUGUUCUUUAAA
Messenger RNA from Eublepharis macularius, 2843 nucleotides. It is a transcript of the gene RDH10, whose product is annotated as retinol dehydrogenase 10. The transcript has 6 exons. Gene Ontology annotation, molecular function: oxidoreductase activity, acting on the CH-OH group of donors, NAD or NADP as acceptor. The coding region runs from base 610 to 1638 and encodes 342 amino acids. The record is from RefSeq and is a predicted model, not a curated record. Lineage: Eukaryota; Metazoa; Chordata; Lepidosauria; Squamata; Eublepharidae. Gene Ontology annotation, cellular component: lipid droplet.